Molecule: messenger RNA, 445 nt
Organism: Diabrotica virgifera virgifera (western corn rootworm)
Lineage: Eukaryota; Metazoa; Arthropoda; Insecta; Coleoptera; Chrysomelidae
Exons: 3
Coding region: 104-445 (113 amino acids)
Source: RefSeq, a predicted model, not a curated record
UUAUGCCCCAACAGAAGAUGCCGAAGAAGAUAGGAAGGACGAAUUUUACGAAUUACUAGACCAACAGUAUAAAGCAGCGCCAAAACAUGACAUCAAAAUAGUAAUGGGGGACUGUAAUGCUAAACUAGGUAAGGAAGACUAUUUAAGAGAAGUAAUUGGUAAACAUAGCCUACACGAUACAACAAAUGAUAAUGGACACCGGCUAACACAAUUCGCAAUAUCUAAUAACAUGAUUAUUAAAUCCACCCAAUUUGAAAGAAAGGACAUUUACAAGGUCACAUGGGUGUCAAAUGAUGGAAGAACACAUAACCAAAUAGAUCAUGUCCUCAUUGAUGCAAGACACUCUAGUAGCAUUAUUAAUACACGAAGUACGAGAGGAGCAGCUGUUGAUUUCUUCAUAGUAGCGUUCCUGCUACUGCAGUUAACUCCCUGGGGUACCAAAUAG